Molecule: messenger RNA, 1533 nt
Organism: Camellia sinensis
Lineage: Eukaryota; Viridiplantae; Streptophyta; Magnoliopsida; Ericales; Theaceae
Molecular function (GO): zinc ion binding
Source: RefSeq, a predicted model, not a curated record
AUGUUAUUGCUUGGUAAAUCAAUUGGAGUUGAACAAAUUGAUAUUGUUGUUGACCAAAAAUUGGGCGCUGAUAGACAUAGUAGUUUAGCAAAUCCAUGCAUUGAAGAUGAGGAUCAAACAAAUUUGCUUCGUAGAUAUUUGCAAUGUGGGUUUAAAUUCAAAUAUUUGAAAAACAAUUCAGAACGAAUUACUGCUGUAUGCUCACAUAGAGAUGAUAGGGGAUGUUUGUGGCUCAGCUCUAAUUUGGUGUCAAAUGUUAUAUCUGAGCGUGUUAGGGACAGACCACUAACGCGCUCCACUGAUGUGGCAUAUACUUUCAAGGGAGACUGUGGACUUGAUAUCAGCUACCAUGUAGCAUGGUUAGGUGUUGAGAAAGCGAGAAAGGCUAUGCAUGUUGAUUACUUAACAUCGUUUGACCAACUGAGAUGGUAUGGUGAUGUUGUUCAGCAUUAUAAUCCUGUAAGUCAUAUCAAUAUUGACUAUGAUUUGAAGACUAGUCAGUUUAAAAGGUUUUUUGUAGCAUUCCCUGCAUGCAUAAAUGGCUUCAAAUAUUGUCGCCUUUUGCUUUUUCAUAAUGGAAUAUUUCUAAAAGGGAGAUACAAAGGGCAGUUGCUUGCAGCGACAGCUAAAGACGGUAACCAAGGAUUGUUUCCAUUAGCCUUUGCAAUUGUUGAUUCAGAGAGUGAAUCGAAUUGGUCAUGGUUUCUAUAUGAACUGUCAAAAGUAAUUACUGCUGAUAGAUGCAUAACAUUUGUAUCUGAUCGUAAUCUAGGGCUUUUGGAAGCAAUGCCAAAGGCAUUCUCAUCAGCAUAUCAUGGAUGGUGUUUACAACACCUAAAGAAUAAUUUUAGGGACAAGUUGAAGGGUAUGGAGAAUGGUUUCAAGGAAUACUUAAUAAGGAAGUUGGGUGAUUGUGCAAAUGAACCUACUGUGACAGGUUUUCAUGCAUUACUAGAAGAGUUGAAGAGUGAGGGGAAGCAAUGCGCAUAUAACUUCUUGUCAGGGUUGGAACCAGAACAUUGGGCAAAUGCUUACUUUAGAGGACAGCAAUAUGGUGAGAUGACAUCCAAUAACAAUUGGAUUAAAGAAGCAUUAAAUCUUUCAAUAACAAAAUUGGUUGAUACUGUCCGGAAUCAAAUAAUGCGGCAAAUGUUAGAGCGAAUGGAUAUUGCAAAUAAGUGGAAUGGAAUUAUUUGUCCUACCUUUGAGACUAAUCUCCAAGAUUCAUUCAAUACUAUUACAGUUGAUAUUGGACACCGUGUUUGUUCUUACUACCAGUGGCAAGUAAAUGGAUUUCCUUGUGAACAUGUUGUUGCGGCUAUCCAAAGGAGUGCAUAUAAUCUUAAUGAUUGUGCUGAAAAAUAUUUUAAUGUAGAGAAUUAUAGGGAAGCAUAUGCAGCGGCUAUUUUUCCAAUACCAUCCAUGGAGAAACCAACUUUUUCCUCUAGUGAUUUUAUCAAAUUACCUCCAAUUGUAAAACGGUCAGCUGGUAGGCUAAGAAAGAGUAGAAUACCAUCUCGAGAGAAAAAGUAA